Molecule: messenger RNA, 2192 nt
Organism: Lampris incognitus (smalleye Pacific opah)
Lineage: Eukaryota; Metazoa; Chordata; Actinopteri; Lampriformes; Lampridae
Product: large neutral amino acids transporter small subunit 4-like
Exons: 14
Coding region: 249-1958 (569 amino acids)
Biological process (GO): transmembrane transport; neutral amino acid transport
Molecular function (GO): neutral L-amino acid transmembrane transporter activity; L-amino acid transmembrane transporter activity
Source: RefSeq, a predicted model, not a curated record
GGCUCAAGAUAAAAACCAGAUGAAUUUCCGUUACAGGUAUCUGGCUCACUUCUUGAGGAACAACAACACCUUCAGAGGCAGAAUUCACUGAGGGAAGACCAUUGUCAUUGUUCUUCAACCCAGACACACUCUCAGGUUUAAUCCAGCAACCCCUUCUCUCUGUACGUCCGUCCAUCCAUCCAUCCAUCCAUCCAUCCAUCCAUCUACUCAUUCCUCCCGUCAGCUGAGCAAGUGAGAACUCAACUGAGAUGGCUCCCACCCUGGCCACAGCCUUCUCCAGGCGCUGGUGGAUGGCGGUGACAGCGGUCAUAGAGAAUCUCCUGUUCUCCGCUGUGUUGCUGGGCUGGGGCUCCCUGCUGAUCAUGCUGAAGUCAGAGGGCUUCUACUCUUAUCUGUGCCACGGACCUGAAAACAUCUCUAGUUUCAACCUGUCCAACACAUCAGCGCCUGGCAGUAAAGCAGAGGAGUACCACGAGAUGAGGGGCUGGCCCAUCUGCAAGGACCAAGAUGAGAGGCUUAACCUCGCCUUCACCGUGGGUUCCUUCCUGCUGUCCGCCAUCACACUGCCCCUCGGCAUCGUCAUGGACAAAUACGGGCCACGAAAGCUGCGACUGCUGGGCAGCGCUUGCUUUGCCUGCUCCUGCCUCCUCAUCGCCUAUGGAGCCAGCGAUCCCACAAAUCUCUCCUUCCUGAUCUUUUUUGCACUGGCACUGAAUGGCUUCGGAGGCAUGUGUAUGACCUUCACCUCACUGACGCUGCCCAACAUGUUUGGAGACCUGAGGUCCACCUUCAUUGCCCUGAUGAUAGGGUCUUAUGCUUCUUCCGCUGUCACUUUUCCUGGCAUCAAGGUGCUCUUCGACCUGGGUGCCACCUUCAUCUCCAUUCUGCUGGUAUGGGCUGGAUGUGCGUGCCUCGUCUUCUUCAACUGCUUCUUCAACUGGCCACUGGAGCCCUUCCCAGGUCCUGAGGACAUGGACUACACGGUGAAGAUAAAGUUCAGCUGGCUUGGCUUUGACCACAAGAUCACAGGGAAGCAGUUUUACAGGCAGGUGACUACCGUGGGGCGUCGCCUAAGCGUUGGAAACUCCAUGAAGCAGCAGCACAACCAGUCUAAGGAGCUGGCCACGCAGGAGGCCAACAAGCUCUGCCUCUCCACCGUCGACCUGGAGGUGAAGUGCAAAGCUCAGGAAGAGACUCAGUCUUUCAUGAAGAGUGUCUUCAGUCCUAUCUUCAUGCUGAGCCUCAUCACCAUGUGUGUGACUCAACUCCGCCUUAUCUUCUACAUGGGAGCCAUGAACACCAUCCUGGAGUCCCUGACUGAAGGAGACUUCAGCACAGUGAGCGUGUACACAUCCAUUUUUGGCGUACUCCAGCUUUUGUGUCUGGUCACCUCCCCCGUCAUUGGCUACAUCAUGGACUGGAGACUCAAAGACUGUGAGGAUGAGAAUGAGAAGAAGUCCAAGAGGGAGCCUGGUCAGCCCCGUCGCCCUGACAAACAGAUUCAGAAGAUCACCAAUGCCACCAGAGCUUUCAUCUUCACCAAUCUCCUUCUGGUUGGAUUUGGAAUCACCUGCAUCAUCCCCAACCUGCCCCUACAGAUUCUGUCGUUCAUUCUGCACACGGUGGUCAGAGGUUUCAUUCACUCUGCAGUUGGAGGCCUCUAUGCUGCUGUGUAUCCAUCCUCUCAGUUUGGCAGCUUGACUGGGAUGCAGUCUCUGAUCAGCGCAUUGUUUGCCCUGCUGCAGCAGCCUCUCUUCAUGGCCAUGGUUGGACCCCUGAAGGGAGACCCCCUAUGGGUGAAUGUAGGCCUGCUGGUGGUGAGCAUGCUGGGAUUCUGCUUGCCAUUAUACCUGAUGUGUCAUGGGCGCCACCUCACACGCCUCAGGGAGGAGCGGGACGAAGACCCUAAGAUCUACGUACAGAUCAACAACGGCAGCAAGCCCGAAGCCUUUGUCUAGACUCAGACAGGGGGAAGAAAAAAAAAAGAAGAUGAUCAGUGAAAAAAGGAGCGAGAGAAAGUAUGAGACAGAGAGAAAGAGAGAGAGAGAGGGAAGGUCAGUGGGGGUCAUUUGCUUGUGUGACUGUGAUGAAUGGUAUUCACUUCCUCGCUGCUUCCCCAAUACAGUGGCAAAUCUCUCUCAAAUCGUCUGCACUUGCACUCAGACGAGUCUCUCUCUCAUGGUCGCCAUCAC